Molecule: messenger RNA, 1989 nt
Organism: Lodderomyces theae
Lineage: Eukaryota; Fungi; Ascomycota; Pichiomycetes; Serinales; Debaryomycetaceae
Gene: RAD7
Product: UV-damaged DNA-binding protein
Exons: 1
Coding region: 1-1989 (662 amino acids)
Biological process (GO): SCF-dependent proteasomal ubiquitin-dependent protein catabolic process
Cellular component (GO): SCF ubiquitin ligase complex
Source: RefSeq, a predicted model, not a curated record
AUGGCAAGAGGUUUCAGAAAGACGGGUGGUGUCAAAGGUCCAAGUUCUGCUUUGACUGAGUUUUUGAAAAGUGAAGGUAUCACUGACGCGUUUAGGCAGAGACGUGCUAGAGAAGCAGAAGCAGCAGCCACUACUCAAGAGACGACUCCUGAGGCGGAUCCUACUGCAGAGGAGAACCAGCGCGAUGACACACCUUUGGAAAACUCUUCUGGAGCCGGUAUUUCUGCGACUCCACGACGCGCCGCACGCCGUCAUCUGUCAACUCCAACACGACGCGCGGCAGGAGAAGAAGCUGAAGAAGAAGAAGAAAGGGAAGAAGAUGACGAGAUUGUCCAGAUGAGAAAAGCGGCUAAACGCAAGUUGCGUGCUGCAAGACGCGGAGCAAGUGGUGGUGGUACUCGUCGCAAACGUGGUUUUCCCGGUGAUAGUGAUGAUAGUGACGACAAUGACGACGAUAGUAGUACGGAUGGCAACGCAGAUGGCGACUACAGUGAUGACGUAGAUGACUUGGAAAAUGCAAAUAUGAAAGGCUUUGGAGACCAAGAUACAUGUGUUGAGUGCAACGACAAGUUUGAACUUUCAGUGUAUUCGAGAUAUAUCAAGGAGAAAUCAGGAUACUUGUGUGAAUCUUGUAACAAGUUGUUGAAAGAGAGGGAGCGUAAAGCAAAAGCCAACCAGUUGAGUGCUAGAAAAAAGAGGAAAAGAGUUGCUCAAGCCUUAUUGAACAGAACCACAGUCAAGAUUCCCAAAUUGCAAGAUGUCUGUAUUAAAAAAAUCACCCAAAAUAUUGAAGACGUUGAUGUAUUGGGAGACAUCGGACAGGUCAACUUGAACAAGAUAUCCCUGAUUUUGUCGAAAAACAGAUCAUUAAACGACAAAACCAUAUCCUUAUUCUUAUCGCCCGAUUUGAAACACAUUUCGUUUUGGGAUUGUUCAAAUGUUGAUUCGGAUUCGUUGAACAAGAUUGCGUCGUAUUGUCCGAAUUUGGAGUCUUUGACAUUGUUUAUGUGCGGACACUUACACAAUGACAAUUUGGAGUAUUUUGCAUCCAAUUUGCCACAUUUGAACUCGCUUUCGUUAAACGGACCCUUUUUGAUUAGUGACAGGAUGUGGCAGGCUUAUUUCAGUCACGUUUCUGGGAAAUUACAGGUUUUUGAAGUGAGAAAUACCCAUAGGUUUGGCAAUGAAUCUCUUAUAAGCUUAUUGGAAAACUGUGGCAAGGAUUUGACUUCGUUGAAAUUGUCACGCUUGGAUGGGAUAACUACUCAAGAAGCGUACAAUCAAAUAUCCAAAUACAUCACACAAUCCAAACUACUACAUCUUGAAAUUUCGUAUCCUACAAAUGAAGAUUUGGUUACUGACGGCAUGAUUGUUGAUAUUUUGCAAAGGACGGGUGAUUCCUUAGUUUCAUUAAAUGUCGAUGGAUGCUCGGCAUUGACUGAAAAGUUUUUACUUGAUGGAGUAACCAGGUACUGCCAAAAUCUAACUAAACUUUCAAUGAAGAACUUGGAUCAAGUUUCAAAUGAAGGGUUCGCAACAGCUUUCAACCAGUUUUCCAAAGUCAAUGCUGGAGGAUUAAUUGAAGUCAAUGUGAUGAAAUGUACCGACCUUGGAGACCAAGCAAUUGGUGCCUUGUUGAACCAUUCUUGCCAUACGUUAGUUGAGCUAAGUAUAAACUCGUUGCAUCGAAUUACGAGUGACUUUUUGUCACAAAUUUUCACAGAUGACAAUCACCAGUUUAAAAGACAAUUGAAAGAAAAACAUGAUAAAGACCUGAGUGUCAAGUAUUACCAGCAGGUACCUUUACUUUUGUUGACGUAUUUGGAUGCAUCUUUUGUCAGAGCUGUUGAUAAUGAGAUAUUAUCGAUAAUUGGUGAGUCGUGCCCAAAGUUGCAAAUCAUUGAAGUUUACGGCGACAAUAGGUGUAACGGAAAGGCUUCAUUCAGAGAUGGAUUAAUGGUUAUUGGCCGUCAAAGUGACGAGAUCUAG